This is a messenger RNA of Oncorhynchus nerka (sockeye salmon), 9060 nucleotides long. RefSeq names its product protein APCDD1-like. Gene Ontology annotation, biological process: negative regulation of Wnt signaling pathway. Gene Ontology annotation, cellular component: plasma membrane. The record is from RefSeq and is a predicted model, not a curated record. Bases 321 to 1847 code for a protein of 508 amino acids. The transcript is spliced from 4 exons. Gene Ontology annotation, molecular function: Wnt-protein binding. NCBI's taxonomy places the organism in Eukaryota, Metazoa, Chordata, Actinopteri, Salmoniformes, Salmonidae.
UAGACAACCGAGAGAGAGAGAGAGAAAUCCUCUUCUCUACCACUGAGUUUAGUGUGAGGAGGUUCAAGCAAUUUAUUCUGACUGAGUGGACUGCAUUUCAUACCAUGGGAGGACAAACUGAAAUAGAAGAAGAAACCAACAAACACUAUCUGUAAAGGACCACAUUUCAUACUGGAUUAUUGGGCUUUCCUCUCUCAAUCUUUGGCAUGGUGAUGUCCUAGAUUACCAGCACGUAUUGAAGAGGCUGCUUGUUCUGGACCACAGUGGACUUUGAGGGUCUUUCUCUGAGUGUGAGUGAGUGUGUGUGUGUGAGCGGGAUCAUGUCAAAAGGACAUUUCACUCGCCUGUUGAGGGGACUUUGGGUACUGUGGCUGUGGCAAGCUGAUCUUGUGUCGGGUAGUAAGCUCUGGGAGGUACCCAUAGCCCUCUUUGGAUCUUUCUCCAACCACACGACUAGCCUGGAAUGGGAGCCACAGUGUCAGUAUCCCCACCUGCAGGACGGCAUCAGAAUCACAGCCGACAUUCCCCCAAGACUGGAGGGCAGCUGGGUGUCAACAAGAUGCGAAGUUCGGCCUGGCCCUGAGUUCCUGACCCGUUCCUACACCUUCUACCCAAGCCACCUGUUCAAAGCCCUGCAACACUACUACACUGACAGUGGGUGCGAGGAGCCCGCAUACUCUCUGGUGGUCCGGGGCAAGCUCCGUCUGCGCCAGGCUUCCUGGAUCACUCGUGGUGCCACCAAGACAGAGCACCACCUCCACAAAGUGGGCAUUGUCAUCCACAGCCCAGGCGCAAUGCACCAGCUGGCAGCCCGUCUACCCUCCGUGUGUGUGGGCCUCACCUUGGGUGGCAUGGUGCCCGGGCGCCUGUACGAGCUGUACAAUGCCCGGGCAGGGAGGGACUGUCUGGGUGCCUCGGGGUACUCGAUGAUGGAGUUGGGCUUGGUGAGAGUGGAGACCCAGCAUCAGCCCCAUGGAGGUCUGGUUCAGGAGCUCUUCCUUGGGGACGUGCACACAGACUGGACCCAGAGGACAUACUAUCGACCAAUGGGCUACCAACAGCCACUGCAGAAUGCUAUGCACCACAUCCACCCCUGCCCAGCGUGCGCCUUGCUGUUCCGGGCCUCAGAACAGCGCCCCCCCGUGUUACCCCAUGUCCCUGCAGCAACGCCUCUGUCCUUGGACGGCCGAUGGGUGAGCCAACGUUGCGAAGCCCGGCCUGCCGUCCUCUUCCUCACCCGAGACUUCACCUUCCGCCCAGAUGAGCAUUCCUGGGAAGGCCUCUACCGCCACUACUCGGAACCCACUUGCAGCCAGCCCACCUUCACCCUGCGGGCUUCAGGCCACUAUGCCCAGGGAGGCCCCUCAGCCAAAGUGGCGGGAGGGACUGAGUUCGUCUUCAAGGUAACCCGGGCCAGAGUCACCGUUCUGGAAGGGGCCACGGCCAGGGUGCUCAACGAGACUAGGCGGGGCAGCUGCGGGAAGGCGGGGGGGUGGGAGGUGGGAGUGGAGCAGGACGUGACCCCCACGGAUGGGUGUACCGUCCUGGGGAUCAAGCUGCCGCACAAGGAGUAUGAGCUGUUCAAGACGGAGCUGGACCAUCGACGGCGCACUCUGCUGUUCAUCGGGGAGAGGCCGACGGAUGGCUCCAGCCCUGACCGGCCCCAGAAGAGGCCAACGUCUUACCAGGCCGCCCUGGUGCAUUGUUGCGAGGAAGACACCCCCACGUCGCAACGCCACACCAACCAGCUCAAGCUAGCAGCUAGUGGAACCAAUAACCUACCACGGCUCCCUUUCUUUGCCCUAGUACUGGUCUCUUUACUGUGGGGUUGGUACUGUGUGUUCUAGAGACAAACUGAACAUUGGAGAAGAACACACAAAUGAUGGUGGAGCUGCUCGUGGUCUAUAAGGAAACUCCAUGUGCUCCUCCUCAAUAUCAAGAUAAUGCCAGACCACAUAAUAGAUGGCUAAAGCCAUCUUCAAGAAAACUGUACAUAGACUGUCAGUCUAUCCAUGUUGCAUAUCUAUCAUAUUAUAUGUGUCUCAUUUUGUUUUCUUUUAAACCGGAGAUGCCUUUUGGCAAAUGUUUAAGUCACAUAAGCGUUCCUUUUCUUGAGAGUGGCAGAUUCAGACUUAGGAAAGGCGUGCGUUUCCUAUGUACUUCUCAGUAUUUGGUAUUCAGACUUACCUUAUUCCGUCACGUAACGCUCUCUGCAGGUGUGGCUACCUUCCGCGCUCCCAAUAAAUGUAAAUAAUCCAAUGAAAACCCUCCCCACUUCCUGGCCAACAGAUUUUCUCAUGGAAUUUUCAUUCAAUAGGGUUUUCACAUAGAGAAUGAUAGAAGCUUCUAGCUGCCAAAAGGCCAUAUAAGCAUGGGCAGCACCAUUGAGGGCUUCCACCAUUUUAAUGUAGUCAACUUGGUGGGACUUCCAACUUCAUUGGCUGAUCCCUCCUGGUGACCCUGUUAGAGUUAUGUCCAACCAGGUCAUCAGGAGGGAUCAGCCAAUCAUAAAGAAGAAAAUAGACUACUUCAAAACGGAGAUAACCUCAAUGGAGCCGCCCAUGCUCAAAUCAAAUCAAAUUUGAUUUGUCACAUACACAUGGUUAGCAGAUGUUAAUGCGAGUGUAGCGAAAUGCUUGUAAAACAUGCUAUCACAGACACUAUGAUGGCACAGAUAAAAAGAUGAGUUGUCUAUCUAUCUCUAUGGGUUUUCAGUACAUUUAUGUUAAGCCAUUCCCAGGGUUGGAGAGUAAUGGAUUACAUGGGGAUUACUAAAAACGAUAACUGUAAUCCAUUACGUUACCAUCAUAAAAUAUUGUAAUCAGAUUACAGAUACUUUUGAAAAACUAGAUGAUUACUUCGAGGAUUACUUUUAAAUUCAGAAAGGAUGUUUGCGGAAAAAUCUUUGACACUCAUCUGUUCGCUCAAUGACAUUCAAAUCAGCAUUGAAAAAAGGCACUAGUUUAGAUUUGUUCCACCUGAGCGAGUCUGACCACAAGUCAGAGACCACUAUGAUGACACACCAAACGUAUUUGAUGGAUGGCGGGAAAAGAGAAGGAAUAGGCUUUUGUAGGUUACAGUCCAAGCUAUGUCUUACAAUGGUUUGACUGCUGUCGGCAUCUAAAGAUUAUCCAACUUGAAAAAAUGCUUGGAGGUAAGGAUGACAGCAGUGGUUUAGUCUACGGCGAUACGAAUAUAACUUAUUAUUGAUAUCUACAUAAUGCAUUGAUGUGAAUCACACUGCUGCUCUCUCAUUUAGCUAUUGGCGCCGUACGGAUUGUGGUUGUUGUGGAUGGCUGUUCACAAAUCUAAAUGUGUAUUUGAACCCAAUAAUGGUUGAAUUCUAGAAGUUUAAGCUGCCUAUCAAUCAUUGUUUUUGAAACCAGUGGACAGCCAGUAAAAAAUGCGCUUGAGCAGCAGCUGCACAGUGCGGAUCCAAGCCUAUGUAAUACAAGUGGGGCUGUUUUUCUUCAGUAGUGCCAUUCCAUGAGCGCUGCAUUUAUUUUUCAACUCGAAUCAAUGAGCCCAAUCAGUCCUCCAUGAAAACAAAAUCAUAAACAACAGAGUUGAGCUAGCUAAUAAAUCCUUAGUUUUGGGGUCAUGCUCAGGUAAAACAAUUUGGCUAAUCUAGAUUUCCAUAUUUCCAAGUCCUAUUCUUGAAGAUUAAUUAAGUAUAACACUUAUUGGAAUAACUUUUUAAUGUAAAGAUUUAAUAGUAUUAUUAUAUGUAAGUAGAAAGUGAUGGGUUAUAAGAAACCUACAUAACCAACCCAUAAAGUAAAAUGUAACAUUCAUAUAUGGCCAGCUAUGUAAACUUUAACAUUGAUUUAUCCUGCAAAAGAUGUCGUUCAAUUGGUAUCAUACAUUUUUGUCUUCUUCAAAUGCCUCUUAAGGGGAAAGUGAUCUAAAAGUAACACUGUUUGAGUUUGGGUAAUCCAAAAGUUAUGUUACUGAUUACAAAUUUGGAUAGAUAACUAGUAACAGUAAUGGAUUACAAUUAGAAAGUAACCUACCCAAACCUGGCCAUUCCUUUAAAUAGGGUGUACCUUUUAGUUAGAAUUUUGUCAACAGAACAUAUUGCGAGAAGGUGCUCUGAAUAUUAGUGAUCAAUGAGAAAGCCAUCUAAAUACAUGCAUAUUCAUAUCCGUUUCAGCACCAAUUGGUAGAUUGAAAAUAUUCUGAUUUUGUAGAUUAUUUAGGUUUAGGAAAUCAUCUAUGAAUAAUUUAAAAAAACAGGUUUGGAGAGCCUUUAUGCACAAAAUACAGUACCAGUCAAAAGUUACUUUGAAGAAUAUAAAAUAUAUUUUGAUUUGUUUAACACUUUUUUCAUUACUACAUGACUCCUUCCAUAUGUGUUAUUUCCUAGUUUGAUGUCUUCACUAUUAUUUUACAAUGUAGAAAAUAGUCAAAAUAAAGAAAAACCCUUGAGUAGGUGUGUCCAAACUUUUGACUGGAACUGUAUAUUGAUUGGUAAAAUGUAGAAUGGUUUGGUUCAUCCUGAAAGUUGCCACAUUCAUAUCUUCAACCCAUGUUAAUGUUGGAAGAUUAGUGUACAUAUAAUUAUAUUAGGGAGAAUACUGUACAAUAGUAGGCUAUACCCUCGUAUAUUGCCUGUAUUAACCAUGGAAUUGUGUGAUUACAAGCCAUGCAUCGGGUUCAAACUGUUACAGCUUGGUCUGUGCUCAGUCCCAUAACGAUUUAAUUAGCCUACCUUUUCAAUAUUCUUAACUGUUACUAAUGAUCCGUGACAGAGUUUACAGAGGAAGCAAAUGAAGGUAAACAAAACAAUGUAAUUAAUUGGAAUGAUAAUGUAGGAUAUACCAACUGAAGGGAACGAACAGUAAAUUGGCAGUUGAAUUUGUGUUGUUAUUAGGCUUACUGACGGUUGAUACUGAUACUAACAGUAAAUUGGCAGUUGAAUGUGUGGUUAUUAGGCUUACUGACAGUCGAUACUGAUAGUGGCUAAUAUUUAACAUGAGGAAAAUAGGAAACUGAGAAAGUCGGGAUAGCCUAAAAUAAAGACAUUUGAGAGUGUUUAUCCCCAACCUGGAUGGUUAGACAUAACAUAGUAAAUGUAAAUCCGGAACACUAAUUAGUAUGAUACAUUUCAGAAAGUAUUCAUACCCCUCGACUUAUUCCACAUUUUGUUGUGUUACAGCCUGAAUUCAAAAUUGAUUAAAUAGAUUUGAUUUCUCACCCAUCUAAACACAAUACCCCAUAAUGACAAACUGAAAACAUGUUUUUAGAAAUGUUAGCAAAUAUAGAGAAUAUCUCAUUUAAAUAAGUAUUCACAGCCCUGAGACGAUACAUGUUAGAAUCCACUUUGGUAGUGAUUACAGCUGUGAGUCUUUCUGGGUAAGUCACUAAGAGCUUUGCACACCUGGAUUGUACAAUGUUUGCCCAUUAUUCUAUUCAAGAUUCUUCAAGUUCUGUAAAAAUUGGUUGUUGAUCAUUGCUAGACAACCAUUUUUAAAAUGGUUGCCAUAGAUUUUCAAGCAGACUUAAGUAAAAACUGUAACUCGGCCACUCAGGAACAUUCACGGCCUUCUUUAGGAAGCAACUCAAGUAGAUUUGGCCUUGUGAUUUAGGUUAUUGUCCUGCUGAAAGGGGAAUUAAUCUCCCAGUGUCUGGUGGAAAGGAUACUGAGACAGGUUUUCCUCUAUGUAAAAAAAAGUGUCCAUUACUAAAUACAAAUCCUAACACAAAAACAUGGUAGGAAAAAAUAGGUUUACAAAAUAUGAAAAGUGGAUGCUAGUUAGACAUGAUGGAGCUAAAUCACUUUUAACCAUGUGGACAUAGAUGCAAAGUUCGAUAAUAGUCCAAUUCAGCUUCAAAACAGAUUCUGCCAAGAGAGAUUCUGGUCCAAAAAGCUCCAUUCCGUUUCUUUUUUUAUCCUGAAAAACUCCCCAAGCAUACUGUAUCCAUAACAUGAUGCAGCCACCAUUAUGCUUGAAAAUAUGGGGAGUGGUACUCUGUAAUGUGUUGUAUUGGAUUUUCCCCAAACAUAACACUUUAUAUUCAGGACAAAAAAGUGAAUUGCUUUGCCUCAUUUUUUUGCAAUAUUACCUUGGUGCCUUGUUUGCAAACAGGGGUGGCAGGUAGCCUAAGGGUUAGAGCGUUCGGCCAAUAACCAAAAGAUUGCUGGAUAGAAUCCCUGAGCUGAUGAGGUAAAAAUCUGUUGUUCUGUGCCUGAACAAGGCAGUUAACCCACUGUUCCUCAGUCGGCUGUCAUUGUAAAUAAGAAUUUGUUCUUAACUGACUUGCCUAGUAAAUAAACAGGAUGCAUUUUUUUGAAUAUUUUUAUUCUGUACAGGCUUCCUUCUUUUCACUCAAUUAGGUUAGCAUUGUGGAGUAACUACAAUGUUGUUGAUCCAUCCUCAGUUUUCUCCUAUCACAGCCAUUAACUUCCUGACGCACACAUCCCUGUAGCGGGAUCAUUUUCGUCAGCAACCGCUGAAUAGCAAAGCGCAACAGUCAAAUAAUAUUACUAAAAAUAUUCAUAUUCAUGAAAUCACAAGUGCAAUUUUGUUAAUCACCCUGUCGUCUCAGAUUUUGAAAUUAUGCUUUACAGCGAAAGCAAUCCAAGCAUUUGUGUAAGUUUAUCGAUAGCCUAGCAUAGCAUUAUGUACACUUAGCAUCAGGAAGCUUGGUCACGAAAAUCAGAAAAGCAAUCAAAUUAAUCGUUUACCUUUGAUGAUCUUCGGAUGCUCACGAGACUCCCAGUUACACAGCAAAUGUUCCUUUUGUUCCAUAAAGAUGAUUUUUAUACCCAAAAUACCGACGUUUGUUUGUCGCGUUAUGUUCAGAAAUCCACAGGAAAGAGCGGUCACGACAACGCAGACGGAAAUUCGAAAUAUUCUUCAUAAUGUCCACAGAAACAUGUCAAACAUUUUUUAUAAUCAUUCCUCAGGUAGUUUGUAAUAUAUAUAUUCGAUAAUAUAUCAACCGAGUGUGUAGCUUUUUCCAUAACAGCGGGAGGAACAAUGGCCGCUUUACUCAAUUGCGCACAAACUCACUCUGAGAGCCCCCACCUCUCCACUUACGCAAUGUGAUCCUUCACGCUCAUUUUUCAAAAUAAAAGCCUGAAACUAUGUCUAAAGACUGUUGACACCUUAGGGAAGCCACAGAAAAAGGACUCUGGUUUAUAUCCCUUUAAAUGGAGGAUAGGCAUGCAUAGGAACACAGAGGAUUCAAAAUAAGAGACACUUCCUGAUUGGGCUUUCCUCAGGCUUUCGCCUGCAAUAUCAGUUCUGUUAUACUCACAGACAAUAUUUUUACAGUUUUGGAAACUUUAGAGUAUUUUCUAUCCUAAUCUGUCAAUUAUAUGCAUAUUCUAGCAUCUGGUCAUGAGAAAUAGGCCGUUUACUUUGGGAACGUUAUUUUUCCAAACAUAAAAAUAGUGCCCCCUAGCUUCAAGAGGUUAAACUCAGUUGAAGACUUAUUGACAUUUCAGCUUUUCAUUUUUUAUUAAUUUGUAGACAUUUUGAAAAACAUAAUUCCACUUUGACAUUAUGGGGUAUUGUGUCUAUGCCAGUGACAAAAGAUCUCAAUUUAAUACAUAAAACAAAAAUUCAGGCUGUAACUCAACAAAAUGUGGAAAAAGUCAAGGGGUGUGAAUACUUUCUGAAGGCACUGUAUUAAUUGGUGGAUGCCCAUCAUCCAUUUCGUAUGAUCUGUUACGAAUUUGGAAUAUAUAUGAUAUGAUACCAAUUAAAUUAGUUGUGGCUAAAUGUAGCUUGAUGGCUAGGUGGCUAAUGAUAAAGUUAACUCUAAAGUAAAGUUAAAUGGCUAACGUUAGCUAAGCUAGGGGUUAAGGUUAGGGUUAGCUAACAUGCUAAGUAGGUGUAAAGUUGCUAAUUAGCUAAAAUUGUCCAUGAUGAGAUUUGAACAUGCAACCUUUGGGUUGCUAGAAGUUUGCAUUAUAUACCCACCUCACUAAAAUGCUUGCCUUAAGUAAACCUUUUGUCUUGUGUAACCUACCAAACGUAAUACAUCAUUCUAAUUUGAGUGUCCAGGACUUACGUUUACUAUGUUACGUCUAGUCUAUGAGACCAGGAUGCCAUCCUUGCAAGUUAAAAGGCCAUACAAUUUAAAUUCUGAAAAAAGGCACGACAUUUCAUAAACUUUAAUGUUGGAAAGUUUAUAUGCUUCAGUUUUCUGGCAUAUGACUGGUUUCACAUUUCUCUCCAGCGAUUUUAAGGUUAAAUAGAUAUAAAAGUGACAUUUAAAUGUACCUUAUUCAACUGAUUACUCAUUUAUCAAGCUCUAAUUAAGUUAUAAAUUACAGUGCAUGGAGAAUGUUUUUAUCUCAAUCAGAAAAAAUCUAGUAGAGGCUUUUUCCACUUGGAACCAGUAGGUUCGCUAGACCUUAUUCAUGGUUUCCUCACAGGUAAAUGUGGUUGAAUUAUUAGUUAAGUCAAGGUCAGAAUACAGCGUAUCUGUAGAUACCUCUGCAACACCUUCAUUUAUUUGAUCUCCACCCUAAACGAAUAGCUGGUGAAUAGCAGGCUAUUCUCAUGCUUAACUUUAAGGUCAGAAUACGGGUAGAGAAAAGUGCAUAAAAAGGGAAGUACUGUAUGUUCCAUUAACGCACACUUAACUCGGGUCGGAAUUCCACCAAUAAUGCAGUAUAUUUUCUAACAAACAAAGCACAAAAAAACAAGACCAAUAUUGACCAAUACCUUUAAAGCACAAGCAACAGACAUUCCAAUCGACUUCAGGUUGUGCAAAUCAGGAACUGGAUAUCAUGGAGGAAACACAAACUUGCGUCUUGUCAACAGGUGUUGACAAGAAGCAAAUUGAUUCUCAUUGGUCCUGAUCUAUGAUCUGUGUCCAUUUUUGAUAGGAGGAAAACCAGACAUGACCAGUGCACUAAUUAGACCCUAGUUCAGAAUGCUUUUAUACAUUUUCCUCACAAUGUUGGAGUGCCCACAAGCGUACUGCUGCCCAAUAUCCUCCAAUAUAACAUUGGUGAACUCAUUGUAGAGAGAAGACAUACAAACCAUAUUUAUUGUCAUUGAUUUACUAAUUUUGAUAUUAAAAAGGAAGAUAUUGCUGUAA